GCAGUCAAAGUCUAGAUCACAUUACGUGGAAAAAUUGAGUCACAUGAGUGUGAGAAGUAUCUCAAACUAAGGAUUGCCACGUCGCUCGUAUUUUCUCUUCACGACUGCCACGUAUAUCUAUCGAUCGUCCUGCUAACCGCAGUAUUAAAGCCUCAUUCCUCCUCUUAUAUCGCCCUCAGAAUGCCCAAAGUGCCGACAAACAAAAACUCUUUUGUCAACCCAGCAUCUCUUUCUUUACCAUCUACAUCUGACGACAUGUUUUCUUCUCCUUCACCCGAACCUCAGCCUGGUCCUUCUCGAAAACGUCCUCGUACUGAACAAUCUUCUGAGGACCGCAAAGAAGCCAGGGCUCACCGUAAUCGUAUUGCUGCACAGAAUUCUAGAGACCGUAGAAAGGCCCAAUUCUCCUAUCUUGAGCGCCGAGUCGCUGAGCUUGAGGAGGAGAAUCGUCAGCUUCGCGCUGGCAUGGGAAUGUCUCCUGCAGCUGCAACAUCUGCUCCCGUUCUCGUGUCUUCUGCCCCAAUCAAAUCAUCUUAUGAUGAAGCUAGAGAUCGUGAGAACGAAGAACUCAAGGAGCGGAUAAGAACCCUCGAAAAAGGUUGGGACGCUGUUGUUAAAGCUCUCGCCGAGCGGGGUCUUCCAACAGGUGUCGCUUCAUCAUCGAAUGUCGAGAUUGUACCUUCCGCUGUUUCCCCUCCUGCCCUUUCCACUUCUGUUAUGCCUCCCUCGCCUUCCUCAUCGACCACCUUCUCCUCCUCAUCUGUGUCGACAUCACCCAUCCCCUCAACUGUUACGUUGUCACCGUCAUCAUCAUUAGUAUCAGAGUCUUCUGAGGCCCCCCAGUCCACUCGCCACCUAGCACGGGUGGCGACAGGAAGAACCCCCCUUCCUUCCCUGCAGCGGGUGAACUGGCCCUCUAUGACCCCUACUGUGACAAUAUCUCAGCCGCCGCUGAUUUCGAGGUUCCCACUGGCUCUCAAGACGCACCGCCAGUUGACGACGCUACCAUGGAAUCCCUCUUCCGCGAGAUCAUCUCUGACAGCGAAUCUUCACCUGUCACACAGACGCAUUCGGAGCUCGUCUCGCUUCCCACCGAGAGUCAUUCGACUUAUGGUCUGGCUCAACCAAAAGAAUUCCACUCGCAAGCGACCUCCGCCAAGGAGGAAAUGACCAUUGGGCUUUUGGAUAGCGAUAGGAGAAUGCGUGUGGAUGGAUUAAGUACGGUCCACUUGAACGAAGAGAAUGCAAGUACAGAGGUUGAUGGGCUGGAUCUUGGUCUCAACCAUGGCCGUAUCGAGAACGACAUGAUGGAUUUGAGCGACUACAUUGGGGAAUCGGCGUCUUCACCCGAGUCAAGUGCCGCCUGGUCCGAUAU
Lentinula edodes (shiitake mushroom) is the source of this 1375-nucleotide messenger RNA. RefSeq lists its product as uncharacterized. Lineage: Eukaryota; Fungi; Basidiomycota; Agaricomycetes; Agaricales; Omphalotaceae. Gene Ontology annotation, cellular component: nucleus. The record is from RefSeq and is a predicted model, not a curated record. Bases 181 to 1170 code for a protein of 329 amino acids. The transcript has a single exon. Gene Ontology annotation, molecular function: DNA-binding transcription factor activity, RNA polymerase II-specific; RNA polymerase II transcription regulatory region sequence-specific DNA binding.